CACAAGUAUCUAGAUGCUUCGCACAAGUAUCUAGAUGCUUCGCACAAGUAUCUAGAUGCUUCGCACAAGUAUCUAGAUAGUUUAAACAAGUAUCUAGUUACUAAGACUAACUAUCUAGAUUGAAAUAGUUAAACUGAAUACAAAUACUUUUCAAUUUGCUUUUAAGUAUCUAGAUACAUUUGGGAGUUGUACUGACCAAUCAAAAACCACUUAACAAUGGAAAUUUCUGCAUGAUUCUGCGGUUUUUUCUAAACAAAGUAAUAACAGAAAUAUUUAAGAUGGCCGAAUCGGACAAGGAACGUUUUUUGCGACAGGUACAAUCAACUAUAGAUUACUGUGCACGUUUAGGAUCUUCAGAUUCGCUGACACCACAGAUCAUUGACAAUUUGAAAUUAAGGUAACAAAUAUAAAACUAUAAUACAAUACUCCAUACUUAAAAAUGUGUGUUGUUAUGGUAAUAUCAUAUUACAGCUUUAUACAAAAUGAUAUAGUCAUUUACUGUAUAAAGAUGAAAAUUUUUGACAGUGAAGUUGUACUUUUAAUCAAAACUAUUACAAUGUAACUUCAAUCAGAGACCAAACAUUAAGGAAAAUUGAAAGUUAUAAUAAUACUGCUUUACAAUGAAGCUGAUUCUUCAAUAUGAAAGAAAAUGUGGUACGUACAAGAUUAUAAGGAGGAGCAGAAUCAGAAGAAAAUUAACUGAUUUUUGGUGCAACUUUAUAUAGGCGUAUAGUAUCACUAGUAUACUUUUUAAAUUUGCCUAUACAUUCUUUGGGAUAUCAUGUAUUUGGUUCAGGAUGACAUGUUUUUUCUCUCGACUAUACCAUUAUAUUGUUGAUUACUGCGUUGUAGGAUGCUUACAUUAUCUAGAGAUAUAAACAGAGCUGGUGGCAUAUUGAUAUCUGAUGAUGAGAAAAAUGACCUCAUAUCCAUUGUUAAUGAGAUGAACGACGAAAUCGAUAGAACUUCAAAUAAUCAUUUAAGUGCUAGUAGUGAUAUAACAGCAUUCAAAACAAAGAGGACACAUCUUGGAACUGCUGGAGCACCAAAAUUGGAUAUAUCAAAGGAUCAAUUGGUAUUCCUAGCGAAGUACAAAUUUACAGCUCCAUUAAUGGCAGAAACACUUCAAAUAUCAGAAUCCACUAUUCGCAGGAGACUCAGAGAGUUUAACAUAAAGUUAAGGGAAGGAAAGGAAACUAUUAUCUCAAACGAGGAAUUGGAUGAUAAAGUCAAGAACAUAAUUGGAACCAAUAAAAGAAUAGGUCCAAACUCAAUACGGAUUCGUCUUGCCAUGGACAAUACUGAUAUUUCACGCCAACGUGUCAGAGAUGCUUGCCACAGAGUUGAUCCUGUUGGCUGUGCUUUGAGAUCAAUUGAAAGACAAAAUGUUCAUAGGAGGACAUAUAAAGUUGCUGGACCAAAUUCAUUGUGGCAUAUAGAUGGGAACCACAAACUUAUAAGGUGGAAUAUUGUUAUCCAUGGUGGUAUUGAUGGCUACAGUCGCCUUGUUACUUUUUUACAUGCCAGCAAUAAUAACCAGUCAACCACAGUGUAUGAUCUUUUUAUUGAGGCCACUACACAACAUGGAGUUCCUUCCCGUAUCAGAGUGGAUCAUGGCGGUGAAAAUGUAGAUAUAUGCACCUUCAUGGAAGGUUAUCGUGGUACAAAUAGAGGUAGUGCAAUAAAAGGCAAAAGCGCCCAUAACCAAAGAAUUGAAAGAUUAUGGGUUGAUCUUUGGGAGUCUGUAUCUAAUGAAUACUAUGAUUUAUUUUCAUACAUGGAAGAUAUCUACAUGUUAGACAUUACAUGUGCACGCCAAUUGUGGGCAUUCCAAUAUGUUUUUUUACCAAGAAUAAACAAGUCACUUCAAAUGUUUGUAUACCAGCAUAAUCAUCACGGCUUAAGUACAGAGGGAAGCAAAACUCCUUAUCAGUUAUUUAUCAAGGGAGUUUUACAAACAAUAAAUACAAACAAUGUUUCAAUUGCUGACCUGUUGUUACAGGCAGGUAGUAACGACUCUCUAGAACAUAUCACAGAUGACUAUGGAAUAGAGGAUAAUAACUCUGAUCAUGAAGAUAACAGUUUUGAUGAAAUUGAAUUACCACGGAUUCAUAGCCCUUUAGAUGAUGGUGAUAUGCAACAGCUGAGAGACAGGAUAAAUUUAACCGAAGACUAUAAAAACUUAACUCAUGGUAUUCAGUUAUACAAGGAUGUUUUAUUAUUCAUUGAAUCAUUAAAUUCAGAUCAGAGGGAACCUAUACCUUCAGUAACUGAUUAAAUAGGUGUAGUUCAAUUUGUUUUUUCAAACUGUGACAUAUAGGGAAAAGAUGCGUUUUUUGACUGAUUUUUAUCAUUCAUACUGAUUUAACUUGAAAACGAGUUCAUGGACCCCUCUUUUUUAAAAUGACAUUUGGUUUCAAUAUGUAUGAAGAUUUUUUGUACCAAUUUUUAUGAAAAAGUCAACAAUAUUUUUUUAUAAAAUUAGAUAAAUAUACAGCUAAAAAUGUUUUUUUCAAUGAUCCUGAAACUUUGAUAAAAACUAUUUCUUUCCAAACAAUUGUUACACAAAUCUAAAGCAUACUUAUGUAAAGAAGAUUUUUCCAAAUGUUUUUACAAAAAUCCACUUGUGUUUAUCUUUUAAAACAAAAAAUUAAGGUACAUGUAUGUCAAUCCAAAGGAUAGAAAUGUAAAAAAAAACAAAAUUUUAAGUAAAUGUCAAAAAUUUUAACCCCAAUUAUCCUAUUAAAGUAUCACAUGAAGGUAUAUAUUUGUUGUUACAUAUUUGGAUUGCUAAGGUGAAAAAAAGAUUGAAGGAAAAGAAAUUUUUGUCAAAAUCAUGGGAUCGAAACUGUAUUGUAUGCCCUCGCUUCACAAAUACAUAUAUUUUAUUGACCCAAACUCAUUAACAAUAAAUGGUUAAGACCUAUUGCUAUAGAUAAUUAUAAUAAUUGACAUGAUAGAAUGAAAAGUUACAUGUAAAUACAUCAUGACAGAAUGAAAAGUUACAUAUUGAUAUUUCACUAUUCCUUAUAUUUACUCAAUAAUGCUGAGCUAUUGUCU
Mytilus californianus (California mussel) is the source of this 3060-nucleotide messenger RNA. RefSeq lists its product as uncharacterized. The record is from RefSeq and is a predicted model, not a curated record. The coding region runs from base 854 to 2278 and encodes 474 amino acids. The transcript is spliced from 4 exons. Gene Ontology annotation, biological process: DNA integration. Lineage: Eukaryota; Metazoa; Mollusca; Bivalvia; Mytilida; Mytilidae. Gene Ontology annotation, molecular function: nucleic acid binding.